AUGUCUCUUCCAACCGCCAAACCCACCGCCCAAUCCUCCCUCCGGUCCUUCUUCCAACCAAACAAAGCACCCAAAUAUGCUCCUCCUCCUGGCCAACUACCACCACUACCACCACCACCACCAGCAACAGCCACUCCUCCUCAACAAUCUUCAUCGCCGCCCGCGCCAAUCUUCAAACCAAGCUACAUCCCACCACAGUCCGACAUCCGCCUCAUCGCCCCCGACGACCUCCCUGCUCUCAAGCGCACCACAGCGCUCCUCCUCCCCGUCGCAUUCCCCGACGCCGUCUUCAACGAAGCCCUCUCCUCGCCCUUCUGUCGAGUCAUAACAUGGACCGACGACACUGCAUCCGCUCCUAAAAUCGUAGGCUCCGUCAUCUGCAGACCCGAAGUCUCCCUGCAGCCCACGCCCGAUGGCCGCGUGCGCCAUAACCUCUACAUCCGCUCGCUGUGCCUGCUCUCGCCGUACCGAUCGCACGGGCUGGUCAAUGCCGCCAUUGACUCCAUCUGCUCGUCGGCCCUUGCCGAUAUCAACCACAACUUCCAGAACAUCACGGCGCACGUCUGGACCGAAAACGAUGAGGGCUUAGCGUGGUACCAGAACCGCGGGUUCGAGCGCUCCGGCCAGCCCAUUGAGAACUACUACAUCAAGCUCCGGCCCGGCUCGGCGUAUCUGGUUACUCGUCCGAUUGCUGCCAAUGUGCGCGCUGCGCUUCCUGGUGCAUCGGCUGGUCCUCCACCGGCUGCUGCUGGUGUGCCCGGCCCAUCUGUCACCGCUGCCGUACUGAACAUGACCAACAACGGUACUCCUCCACCUCCUCCGCCUGCUGCCGGCGCGCCGCCAGCACGAACUGCACAGUCAUAUCAGAACCAGCGCCCGGAAACCGAAUGGAACGACCUCCCCGAAGAGAUGAUGAACCCUAGCAUGCUCAUCCCGCCAAGGGUGAGGAAUGCGAGCGAGGCCAACUCGAAUGCGUCGUCGAGAAGCAGUUCUUCUGCCGCUAAGAAGCGAAGAGAUCGAUCGUACCCUGCUGCAGCAUUUGGCAAUUAG
Molecule: messenger RNA, 1050 nt
Organism: [Torrubiella] hemipterigena
Lineage: Eukaryota; Fungi; Ascomycota; Sordariomycetes; Hypocreales; Clavicipitaceae
Source: the annotation of a GenBank genome assembly